UGUAGAGGGCAAUAUUAAAAUUGUUUUAAAAUAAAUGUAUUAUAAAUAAAUGAAAAAAACAGAGGAAGAGGUGAAGAAAAGUCUCUCCGUUUUCUUCGUCAGCCUUCCUUCUUCUCUCGUCUCUCCAUUGGCAGUCACCGAACCAAAAUCAAAACCACCACCGAGAGAGAGAAAGGUUAAAGCUUUGUCUGUUUCUCUGUAUCUCUCUCCUUUUCUUUCUCUUCAGAGAAGCACAGGUCACUUGUAUCAACAAACCAUCAAACAAUGCCUGCUCUGAACAACGUUUCCGCCGCCGAGAAAGAAGACGAGCAACUUGGUCGUAGUACCACACAAGGUGAGGAGAAAGAAGAAGAUCCAGACCGCAUGGAUGUGGUGAUGGACGAAGAAGAAGAAGAAGAUUCCCAGGAGAGAAUCAAAUCUCUUACAUCAGAAGAGCAAUCAGAAUCAGAAUUUGUGGAAAGUGUUGAGCUAGAGGAUAUCCGUAAGUACGUGCAGUGUCCGAUAUGUUUAGGAAUUAUAAGGAAAACAAGGACUGUCAUGGGAUGUCUCCAUCGGUUUUGUCAAGAAUGCAUUGAUAAGUCAAUGAGAUUUGGGAACCAUGAGUGUCCUGCUUGUAGAAAACAUUGUGCUAGCAGACGUUCGUUAAGACCAGACCCAAAAUUCGAUGCUUUUAUUGCAGCUACAUUCGGAAAUAUCGAUAGUAAUGAGGAGCAGGAUUUAGCUUUUGAUGAAGAUGAAUUCGCUCGUAAUAAGCAGAUUCAAGCAUCUAUAGCUCAAGUAUCGCUACGACAAUCUGAGGCCCUUGUGAAAAGAAAGUCUUUAGAUGCACCAGGGGUCUUACCAAGAUCACAGCCUAGUGGUACUGGCUCCAGAAGGAGGAGGAGGAACUGCAGAAACAUGGAACAGGAUGAUGAUGAUGGUGAUAGCAACAGAGGCAAAGGUUCUUCUUCAGCUGAGCCUUCUGCAGAAAUACUGCCGAGAAAACGAAAAAGACGUUCUGCACCUCGUCCUACAGCUCACCCUUCUUCUUUAUGUCCAGACAACAAUGAUAACUGCGCUAAUAAUGUAACAGAGGAGGCGCAUCAUAGAGACAUCAGAGGAACAUUAUCACAUGGGCUUGGAUGGGGAAGAGGCGGCAGAAGGAGUAACGCAAGGCAAGGAAAUAAUAACCAAGUAGCUAGUAGUAGUAGCAAGAGUGUCAGGAAUGCUCGCUUGAACAGACUUGUGGAGUAUCUUGGUAGAUUAGAGAGUAACAGUGUCUAGGUAAGAAAAGAAAAUGCAUUUUCUCGACAUGUGUCUAAAGACUAGACAUGAUAAUGUUUUAAUUUUUGUAAAAACUUAAAUCUGUUUUGCA
This is a messenger RNA of Raphanus sativus (radish), 1354 nucleotides long. RefSeq names its product putative E3 ubiquitin-protein ligase RING1b. The transcript is spliced from 7 exons. Lineage: Eukaryota; Viridiplantae; Streptophyta; Magnoliopsida; Brassicales; Brassicaceae. Bases 265 to 1263 code for a protein of 332 amino acids. The record is from RefSeq and is a predicted model, not a curated record.